This is a messenger RNA of Engraulis encrasicolus (European anchovy), 736 nucleotides long. RefSeq names its product chymotrypsin-like elastase family member 1. The record is from RefSeq and is a predicted model, not a curated record. Gene Ontology annotation, biological process: proteolysis. Bases 1 to 672 code for a protein of 223 amino acids. Gene Ontology annotation, molecular function: serine-type endopeptidase activity. The transcript is spliced from 7 exons. NCBI's taxonomy places the organism in Eukaryota, Metazoa, Chordata, Actinopteri, Clupeiformes, Engraulidae.
AUGAAGAUGAGGCAGACAGGCUCCCCCUUCAAACACAACUGUGGAGGUGUGGUGCUGAACAGGAAGUGGAUCCUCACUGCGGCACACUGCGUAGACAGUGAUGAGCAGCGCCGCAUCGUGCUGGGGGAGCAUAACCUGAUCGACUACGGAGGCCAGGAGAUGUACAAGAGGGUGAAGCAGAUCCAUCUUCACCCUCAGUGGAACAACACCAGAGUGGAUGACGGGUUUGACAUCGCCCUGGUGAAGAUGCUGUAUGAUGCUGCCAUAAAUGAAUAUGUCCAGCCCGCCACCCUGCCCAAAGCAGGCGAGGAGCUGCCAGAUGAAAGUGCCUGUUACCUUACCGGAUGGGGGAUGACAGAAGCCUCUGGUGUGAUGUCACAGCUGUUGAAGCAGGUUUACAUGCCUCUGGUGGACUACAAGACCUGCAGCGCUCCAGAGUACUGGGGCAGCACUGUCAAAGACAUCAUGGUUUGUGGGGGAGAAGGGGACAGCACCAAUUGUCAGGGUGACUCAGGCAGCCCUAUGACCUGCACGGUGAAUGGGACGCCCGUGGUGUACGGCAUCGCCAGCUUCGUGUCCGCUGAAGGCUGCAGCACGCCCAAGAAACCCACUGUCUUCACACGCAUCUCCGCCUUCACAGAGUGGAUCGAGACGACCAUGAAGGAAAACUAAUGAAUCCAGAGAAUAUGUCAGUGCUCAAUAAACAUCCUAUAUUAGUCUGCACCAGUGACUACUU